Molecule: messenger RNA, 8094 nt
Organism: Closterium sp. Yama58-4
Lineage: Eukaryota; Viridiplantae; Streptophyta; Zygnematophyceae; Desmidiales; Closteriaceae
Source: the annotation of a GenBank genome assembly
AUGGGCGCUCCUGCUGCGCCUUCCGCUGCAGCACUGCGCGGAGAGGGCGAGGGGCAGCGGGAAGCCGCGGGAGCAGCGGUUGCGGGUGGCGAGGCGGCGAGGUUCAGCCGUGACGACAGCAGGGGCGCUGGGUUGAACGAUGCAGAGAUGCAUUCGCAGCAGCAGUCGCAGCAGCAGUCGCCGCAGCAGUCGCCGCAGCAGUCGCCCGCGCACGCGAUGGUGCCUCGCCAGCGCACCAUGCCUUCGCGCCUCUUCCCCGCCGCCCACUCCGCCCACGCCCCCUCCCCCUUCUCCCUCCCCGCGCCCUCCUCCCCCGGCCUCAGUCGCCCUGGCAGCACUGACCGCCCGGAAACCCCAAGCGGAGCAGGAGGGGCGGAGAGCGACAGCGAGCGCGCGGGGCAAGGCGCGCUCCCCCGCCAGACCACUCUCCCCCCGCGCUUCCCGCACGCCUCCCGCUUCGCACAGCCUCUGGGGCAGCCGCCCCCCGCAUUGCGCACGGCCUCCCCAGAUCCGCGCGCGCCUGCAGCAGCGGAGGCGAGCGGGGGGAGGGAGCGGGGCAGUGGGGCGGAAGGGGGGGAAGAGGGGAGCGGAGGCGAGGAGGGGGAGGACGUGGCGGAGCUGCGGCGGCAGGUGACGAUGCCAGGGGGGGCGGCGGGGGAGGGCGGGCGGUGGCGGGAGAUGGGCGCGCCGAGCAGGGGGCUGCUGAGACAGCUUACGGACCCCCAGGAGAACCGACCCACCGCCAGAGUGGUGCAGAGCGGUGAGGCAGGGAGGGGGGGGGAUGAGGCAGACGGGCAGGGGCGGGAGGGCGGAGAGUGGGGUGAGGGUGCGUCAGCAGCAGGGUCGGGCGUGGGGGCAUCGCCAUCGCCAUCGCCAUCGCUGAUCCACAUCCUCACACGGCAGCGGUCGCAGCACAGCAGAGCGAGCGAGCAGGAGAGGGGCGCAGGGCGGGGCGAGCAGGACGAGGAGGAGGAGGAGCGCGGGAUUGGAGGGACGAACAGAGCGGCAGAGAGAGGAAGGGUAGUAGGCGUGGGUGGUAUGAGCGGCGGCGGGCGUGGGGGAGGGGGGAAGAGCAGGGGCAGUCACGAGGGGCCGUAUCUGCUCAAGGCGCUGCUGGAGCUGAAGCCGCUCAGAGGGGCGGGGGGGGAGGGCGCGGGCGAGGGGGGCAAGGGGGCGAGUGCGUGGCGGCUGGCGGGCGUGGGGCAAGUGAGUCCCCUGCAGGGCGCUGCUAGGUACGUCCAGCAGGCCUUCGCCCCCCGCUCGCCCAAACCCGCCAAGACAGCCCCGGCGCAGAGGGAGCGAGGCCGGGAGGGGGCGGGCAGCGGAGGCGUGGCGGGAGGGAGGGGAGAUGGAGGGGUGGGGAAUGUAGUGAGCGAGGGGAUGGGGGAAGAGGAGGAGGGCGCGCAGUGGGGGAUGCAGGGGGUGGUGGCGCGGAGGAGAGGAGGGGUGGAGGAGCAGGAGGUGUGGAACAGCGGUGCUGUUGCCAUGUCGGAGGGCAGAGGCAUGGGGGCGGGGGGCAUGCAGCCGCACAUGGGCGUGGGCAUGGGUGUGGGCAUGGGGUUGCAGAGGAGCGCGAGUGCGAGGGGCUUGGAUGGGGGCGGGGCGAUGGGGGCAGCGGGGCAGGGGGGCGGCAGGGACAACGGGGGCACGGUGGGGGGGAGGGAGGCAGGGGGGUGGGGCAGUGGGGACGCGAGGAGCUGGGGCAGUGCGGGCAACGUGGCAGCAGCGGGGCAGAGGGACGCGUACGGGGGUGAGCAGAGCUUGGAUCCCCGCUCUGACGCCCAUGGUGUGGGCAGCGCCCCCCCCCAGCAGCUGCAGCAGCAGCAGCAGCAGCAGCAGCAUAUGAGACUUGUGAAGAGUGAUACAGCAGCGGGGCGAAUGGAGGGCGAGCGAGCAGCAGCGGCGGGUGUGGGGCACACAGGCAGUGAGAGCCAGGCGUCGUCCCAGCUGCCGCCGGACCUGCCGUGGCUGCCCCCGCCAGACGCCCCUCAGUUCGUGCAGUGCCAGCACUGCGGGCAGACGCUAGCCGUGCCGCAGAAUCUGCCGCGCAGCCGAAAGAACAAGAUGGUGCAGCGCUUAAGGUGCGGCAGCUGCCUCGCCAUCUCCUCCUUCGCCAUCCCCCCGCCCCCUCCUUCCUCUCACUCCCCCUCCUCCGCCCUCCCCUCCUCCGCCUUCCCCGCCUCCCACUCCCUUCCUCUCCACCUCCACUCCUCUCCCUCCCACGCUUCCCCAGAACCUUCCCAACCUGCUCGCCCUCCUGUCUUCACCCCACAACAGCCUCAGUAUAGCCAGCAGCAGCAGCAGCAGCCACAACAGUAUAGCCAGCAACAGCAGCAGUAUAGCCAGCAGCAGCAAUUGCAGCAGCAGCAGCAGCAGCAGCAGCAGCAGUAUCAGCAGCAUCAACAGCAACAAUAUAGCCAGCAGCAACAGCAGCAGCAGCAGCAGCAGCAGGUGCGCAUGAGUGAGAGGGAGUGGCAGCAGCAACGGCAGGCAGCAGGCCCCAUGAGUCGCUCCUCCUCCUCCCCGGGCAUACACCCCCACGCUGCUGCCUCCCCCGCCCUCUCCUCCUCGCCCUCCCCCCUCCACCUCCCCCACCACCACCUCCCUGCUGCCCCCUCCUCCUCGUUUUCCUCCACUCCACCUGCUGCUGACUGGACACCACCCCCUGCUGACUGGACACCGCCCCCUGCUGACUGGACACCGCCCCCCGCUGACUGGACGGAGCGGGCGGCGGAUACUCCCGUGAUGAAGCGCCUGCAGAACGGCGUGCGGGCGGCGGGGGCACGGGAGGAGGCGCAGCAGCGGGGGGCGGCAGGAGCGGGCGGCAGACUGCAGGGCGGGCUGCAGGGCGGGCUGGAGGAGGAGCUGGGGGCGAGGGGGCAGGGGGAGGGGCAGUGGAGGGGCGGGCGGCAGGAGUCGUAUGGGAGUGGGAUUGGGGGAGAGGCGUACUGGGGAGAGAGGGGGUCGUACGACCACACGGCUGGCUUCUGGGGGGUGGUGGGCGGCCCCUGUCUCGGCAUCAUCCCUGCACGCCUGCCGCAGUUCACAGAGCCCAUGCAGCGCGACUGUUCGGGCGGCAGGACAGGUGUGGUGGUGAAUGGCAGGGAGCUGCAGCGCCGCGACCUUGACCCCCUUGUGCGCCGCGGCGUGCCGGCGGUGCCCCACCGCUCGUACCUGCUGGACCAAGAAGGCCGCGUGCUCGAUGCCGCCUCCGGCUCCCUCGUCGCCAACCUCGGCCCCCUCGCCCCCUCGUUGAAAACGAAGCGGGGGAAUGAUACAAACGCGAUGGCAGGAGCAUAUAAGUCAGGUAGGUACGACGGAUAUGGCGUUUCAAUUGAUUCGCGAUCGGGGUAUUACGAGACUCCCCAGCGAGAAAGAGACGGCGCGAUGUCCGCCUCGGACGAGGAGAGCCGCUAUUGCAAUCUUAAAGUGGACGCGCAUCCAGCAGCAUGGAACGCAUCAGCAGAGCCAGCCGCGCCAUCGCCAUCCCUCGCGAAGGCGGCGUCGUGGCUCAUGCGCAAAGGCAGCCCACCUGUCGACGUCACACCGCCCGGCCUCCUCCCGGCGUCUCCGUCUCGCAGCUCAGACGGCCAGCCAUCCGCUCAGUCGGUAGACCUCGACAUGGACGUUGGGGGGGCAGCAGCGGAGCAGCCGGUGGGGCGGUCAAGCGCUGUGUGGCUGCCGCUGCCGUCGCCGCGCGUGCAGGAGGAGUCCGCCGGCUUGGCAGCGCAGGAGACGAGGCGGCAAUCAUCGGGGGUGGUUGCGCGGAAGCAGCAGAGGAGCGAGAGCAGAAAUGUUCCCUGGUCGUUUCACCAGCUGCUUCAGGCGGACGCGGCGAGCGAGGAGCGCGUGGGGGCGGCGGAGCAAAUAAAACAGAUCCCACGGCGAAAGUCGCUCGAGUCGAGAAGGGUGAGCAGGGAGGCACGUGCUCGACAGCAGGACAAGGAAGCCAGGGCGGCGGCGCGUGAUCACUCGCUAGAAAGAAUAGCGCGCCAUCGAUCAGCGAACGCGGAUCGGAACCGUUCGAUCCAACUAGGUAGCACGCGAGACGCGCGGGCGCGUUGGCCGCAGCGACGAAGCGCAGCUGAGCGUCGCGCGGACGACAAGGCAGCGGCGAGUUCGGACAGCUCGUCCGACAGCGAAUGCGAAAGUAGAAUCGAGGGCGCGCGGAUGGGGCAGGAGGGACGCGAGAGAAAAGUAGGAGAGGUGACGAACGAUAAUCAAGUGAGGCCUGCGAGGGAUGAAGGCAAAGCGACAGAUUUCUUGCACAACGCCGUGGGCGAUGAGUGGGGCACGCGAGACGAGGGGCUGAAGGUAGAGGGGCCGGAGGCCGCGGGGCGUGAUAUUGGCAUCCUUGUGAUGGGUCACCCCGUGCUGCCGCACGACGUGUCUGUACACGCCGACGCUGAGCACUGGGAGAGACAGGCGGCGGGAGAGAGGGCGGGAGUGCGCGAGCGGGAGGGUGAGAUUGAAGGCCAGGUCGAGAACGAGGGCGAGGCGGUGCGGUUGGCGGGGUUACUAACGGACGACAUGUUGCAGUGCAGCUUCAUGGACCCGGGCAAGCGCGCGCUGGGCCUCGCGCACGAUGAUGACGUCGAUGGCGAAGCUGCUCACGACCGCCGCGCGCGUGCCAGCGCCGAUGAUCAUUCGCACGAAUCGACGCAUGGAACCAGCGAAGCCGCCCUCUCACAGCACCGUCUCUUUCCUCCCCUCUCCCACGCCUCGCCUGCGUCUGCGCCCACUCUCCACAACUCCUUGACAAGCGCAAUCGAUGUCCCGCGAGGCGGGCUCGUGUUUGGCGUGCCCGUAUCCGCUCCGCUCCUUGCCUCCUCCGCUUCCCUGCCGCACUUUGCCCCCGCCGCCGCAUCUACUGCCACGUUCGGAGCGCCCGCGGUGACGCGGCUGCCGUUGUCGGUGCUGCAGCACGGGUCGCUCGUGUGUCUGCUGGCCGGCUCCUCGCGACUGGCGGCCGUGCGCUAUCAAGGAAGGUGGGAGCUGGGCACGCCGACGCCGUCAAGCGCUGACGACAGCUCCAACGCCCUCGCGGCCUCCCCCGCCGACCCGCUCCGCCGCUCCGCCCACGCCGCGUCGCUAGCCGUGUGCGCGUCGCUCACGGGCGGGCUGGGGCGCUGGCCGCUGGACUGCCUCUUCGUGCUGCUCGUCGUCGCGCCCGCGCGCAUCGCGCUGCGCUCCCUCGCCGCCGACGGGCGCUGCCUCUCCGCCGCGCUGAUGCCCGGCGAGCGCGACUCGUUCCGCACCUGGGUGUUGCCAUCUGGUGGCGUGUGCUCAUGUGUUUCCGUGUCUUACCGUCUGUUAUCCGGUGUCGCCAUGUGUUGCCAUGCGGUGCAGGUGAAGCAGCUGCACCAGCGAGUGGGCGAGGAGGAGGUGACGAGGCGAGAGGCGGAGGGGGCGAUGGAGGGGCAGCGGCAGCGGUGGGAGGAGGAGAGCGCGCGCAUGCGCGCGGAGGCGGAAGAGCAGCGGGACAUCAUCGACCAGCUCAACGACCAAGUGUCUUCGCUCGGCGCGGAUCUCGAGCGCGCCGUGGCGCUGCUUGAAGCCGCCAGGCCCGCGCUCAAGGGGGCGCGCGGAGGGCCGCAGCGGGAAGCGGAGUGGGCGGAGGUGGAUGGCAUGGGGGAGGCGACUGGCGCGGAAGGAGCGGGAGGCAGUGCGGGGAGUGAGGCGAGGGGAGGCGAUGGCAGGGUACCGGCGGGUGCAGACGACGAGGGGGAAGAUAUGCGCGAGGCAAGAUGGGCGGAUGUGAGCGGUGGAAGCGGCAGUUUCACUUCCGCCAACCCUCAUGACCCCCCCAGCCGUGCGCCUCCCACUCGCGCCCCUCCCGCUCCUGCGCCACCCGCGGUCGCACUGCCCGCCCCCGGCGCCAGUCACGGAGCACCGCGGGAGGGGCAGCACGACAGCCGCGGCGGCGGCAACAGUGCCGCGCGCUCCCCCGCCACCAGCGGCGAUUCGGCCGUGGCUCGCGCGCUCUCCGCCUCCUCCGCCUCCUUCUCCGAAUCUGAGUCCGACUGCGGCAGCGGAGCUUCCCCCGGCCGCCGCAGACCCCCGUACGUCAUUGCGGACCAACCGCAACAGCAACCCCAGCCCCGCGCGCUCUAUUGGCCAGCCAGCGGCGGCGGCAACAAGUUUUGGCAAACGGCACGGUCGGCGGGCGGUAGGGGAAGCGCGGAGACACGGAACGAGAGCGAUGCGGCUUCGGUACGGGUCGAGGGGAAGGGUGGCUCGCACGCCGCGCAGGGCGCUUCAGCCGUGGAGUCGGGCGUGUUGCUUCGCCGAACCUUCUCUCCCAUGCGCGGCCGCCGCAGUCUCUCGUCGUCGAGAGCGGACGCGGGCGCAAGCCGAGUGGUGGGGGACGGGGGGGGCGCGAGAAGCGCGCUGCAGCACGUGAUGGGGCGGGCUGCGGGGGCUUUGGGGGGAAGGGGGACGCGCGGGGGAGAGAGCGCGGAAGAAGUGCGGAGAGGUGCGAGGUAUUCUGGUAGGGCAAGAGACGAGCGCGAGGUGGCGCAAGUAGUGGCAGGGGGAGGCGGAGAGGAGGCGGUGGCAGCUGUGCUGAGGGGAGAGGGGGAGGCGCGCACGCAGCACGGGGUGUGCGGGGGAGGGAAGGGGGCGGUGCAGGCUAUGGCGCAGCGCGGGGCGCAUCACGGGGGCCCAGAGGCGUGGGUGGCGGAGCAGCAGCGCGUGGUAGUGCUGGAGGAGGUGGCGGGUGGGGGAGAGGGGGCGCGCGGAGAGGUAGAGGAGGCGAGAGGCGCGCAUGCGGCGAGUGGGGGGAGUGAGCCGAGCGGUACGAGCGGAGUGAGUGGCAUGAGCGGGGUGGACGAGGAGUGGGAAGAGCAGUGCACGGCGCAGGGAUGGGUGCUGCGCCCCGUGUCACGUGCAGGGGCAGGGGCAGGGUCACAGGCUCGCUCGUAUGGCGUGUGCUGCACCGCGGACGAUGACGUGGCGGAUGACGUGGAGGAUGAGGUGGACUCGCAGCAGGUGCGGCAGUCACUGCUGCAGGCACGGGUGGGUGGGAGCGCGAGGGAGAGCAGGGCAGGGGGCAGAAGCGACACUGGGAGCGGGUCGGGCAGGGGCGGUGCAGCAGCCGUGGCAAGCCUAGCAACAGGGGCAUUCGGAAGCAGUGGAAUGGGGGCGGAGCAGGGAGGGGGUGGUGCACGCGUGGGGGAAGGCCAGGGCGCGGAGGCCAGAGGGGGGGGUCUUGCAGGCAUACUGGAGGGUGGCAGUGAGCGGAGUGGCAGCGAUGGCAGCGGCAGUGCUGGAGUUAGUGCUGCCAUUCCCGCUCGCUUGACACACGCUGCUGCUGCUGCUGCUAGGGGCUUUGUGAGCGCAGCUCACAGGCAGCAUGGUGCUGGCAGCUGGGAGGAUGUGCGGCAGGCAGGGUGGCAGGGCGGUGGGAGUGAAGGGAGGGAUGUGAGGCUCGGGGGGAGGGGCGUGGAGGAGGGGAGUAAUGGUGGUGAUGGGGAGAGGUGGGCAGGUGUGCUGCGAGAGCAGAAUGGCAAUGUGCCGGAAGCUGUCAGGGAGCACAAGAAGAUGGCCAAGGCAGCAGCGCCCACAGCAGCCCCAGCAGCAGCGGCAGCGGCAGCAGGGAGAGCGGGUGUACGGGCAGGGCUGGUGGCGGUGGAUCCGGGAGAGCGGCAUCUGCAGUCGCUGCUGCCCGUGCGCGUGCUGGUCAGGGAGAGGACCUCGCAGCAGGGGGGAGGGGCGGCAGGGGGGCAGCAGAGCAAAGGACCUGAGGAUGGCGUGUGGCAAGGGGGCAUGGAGCAGGGAAGGGCAGUGGGGAGGGACAUGCGUGUCACGGGUCGCACUCUCUCCUCCACCUCUGCCUCCUCUGACUCUCACGCCCUCCCUGCGUUCCUGCACUCGCCCCGCCACCCUCACAGCAGCAGCAGCCCGCGGAGUGCCAGUGGAGGGUCGAGCCAGAGGCGCGCAGAGGAGCGGUGUGGGGGGCAAGGGCACAGCGGGGCGUGGGGAAGAGGCGCAGCAGAGCAAGCGCUGGAGGACUCCAUGAGCAGCACUGGAGGUGAGUCGUUGGCGACUCGUGAGUGCAGAGGGCACGUGGAGGCAUUCUUGGUUGAACCUUAG